Episyrphus balteatus (marmalade hoverfly) is the source of this 3502-nucleotide messenger RNA. RefSeq names its product phosphatidylinositol 4-phosphate 5-kinase type-1 alpha (gene sktl). Gene Ontology annotation, biological process: phosphatidylinositol metabolic process. The transcript is spliced from 3 exons. The record is from RefSeq and is a predicted model, not a curated record. The coding region runs from base 967 to 2934 and encodes 655 amino acids. Gene Ontology annotation, molecular function: phosphatidylinositol kinase activity. Lineage: Eukaryota; Metazoa; Arthropoda; Insecta; Diptera; Syrphidae.
ACACUGAAAAAUAGUUAGAAAAUUUUUAAUAAAUUUGUUCUCGAAUGAUUUUGCCCCUACCUAAUCAAAAUCUGGCUUACGCCCUUGCUGUCUGUCGUUCUGUUGUAUAUCUGUUCUGCUGUUGCCAUUUUAGUCCGACCAACGACGACGCCCUUGAGACAACAAAUCUGCUGGUUUUUUUUGUUAUAUUUCUAGUUUCUGCUUCUAUUUUUGUAAUAUUUCAAUGUUUUUUGCUUGUAUUACAUUUUUGCUAGAUAUUUGCUUUUUCAUUCAAGAAAAAUAUUUAUUUCAAUUUUCCGCGACUAAAUUAAUGGCUUUGGAAUUAAUGACUUGCGUAAGCAAUAUCUUUGAACUCAAAGGCUGUCCUAUCGGCUGUUCUACUUUUUGUCGUUUAUUGCCGUAGAGUUCUGGAAUGUUAUUGGAACUCUGCUGCUGAUAAGAUAAGAACGUUUAUUUGCUCCUUAUCGUGAUCAAGUAGGCGUUAUAAUGUGUGUACUAAUGCACUAGGCAUUCUCAUUCCAUAUCACAUUCGGAGUAGUCACUUUUUAUUGAAUUUGCAUGUUGGUCGUCUUAUGAUGUCAUUUGUGUGAUUCCACAUUUUGAAAAUUGUGAUUUAUUUCAUUAUCAAGAAGCCCCCGAGUGGUUGCUGUCUCAAGAAGGAACUUGAAUUUGUUUCGUUUGUCAAAUGACGCAUAACUCGCAAUGGAUAUCUAUAACUUAUUUUAUAGAUGUUCCUCUACCUAGAUUCUCUUGUGAUGACUCAUUUAUUAUAUUGUCUUUGUUGUUGUCUAGAUGAUGAGAGAAUAAGUUUUUGUGUUGGAAUUGGAAAGAACGCGUGUGGUAAACUAGAACUCAAAAAUUACCCCCUACAACGCUGCCACCCAGCUUAAUUACUUAACUUCUUUACAUUCACACAAAUUACACAACAAAAAUAACAACAAGAAGAUAUAAAGACAAAUACAAAAAAUGACUUCUGUCGAUGAAAUCACCUCAAUUGAAAUGGCAUCGUUAGUUCGACGACCCACAACACCAUCCACACCCAUACCAGCAGGAAUAUCAGAUGAUUCCUCUAAAUCGGAACUAAAACGAACAAGUGAUACAGCAAUAGCAACAACAUCAGCUUCAGCAUCAUCAUCAUCCACAUCAGCACCAACAACAACAACAACAAAUGAUAUAACAAAAAUCUCCUCCAUACAAAUGUGCGAUGUUGGUACCUCGACAUUGGAUACAACCACAUCCAAUACCUACCGUCCGAGUGUUAGUAGUGGCAAAUAUGAGCGUAAAAUUGGCCAUCGACGUGUCGGCGAAGGCGGUGAGAUCACUUACAAAAAGAUACACAGUACCCAAAUUAUGGGCUCCAUUCAACUUGGCAUCCAACAUACAGUUGGUAGUUUGGCAUCGAAACCAAAACGUGAUCUUCUAAUGAAUGACUUUUGGGAAAUUGAAAGUAUAAAUUUCCCACCAGACGGAUCCAGUAUUACACCGGCACAUCAUUAUAGUGAAUUUAGAUUUAAGGUUUAUGCCCCAAUUGCAUUCCGUUAUUUUAGAGAUCUAUUUGGAAUAGCUCCGGAUGAUUUUUUAAUGUCUAUGUGUGCGUCACCAUUGAGAGAAUUAUCAAAUCCUGGUGCUUCAGGGUCGAUAUUCUAUUUGACAGAUGACGAUGAGUUUAUAAUCAAGACUGUCCAACAUAAGGAGGGGGAAUUUUUACAAAAGCUACUUCCUGGGUAUUAUAUGAAUUUGAGUCAGAAUCCAAGGACUUUGUUGCCCAAGUUUUUUGGAUUGUAUUGCUUUCAGUGUAAUAGUAAAAAUGUCCGAUUGGUGGCUAUGAAUAAUUUGUUGCCUUCCGAUGUGAAAAUGCAUUUAAAAUAUGAUUUGAAGGGAUCGACUUUUGGGCGGAAGGCUUCGAAGGCGGAGAGGAGUAAACCUUCGCCGACUUAUAAGGAUUUGGAUUUUAAAGAACAUCAUCCAAGUGGGAUAUUUUUGGAGACAGAUAAAUAUAAUGCGUUGAUUAAGACGAUUCAGAGGGAUUGCAUGGUUCUUGAGUCGUUUCAGAUAAUGGACUAUUCGUUGCUGGUGGGGGUACAUAAUUUAGAUUUGGCUAUGAAAGAGCGAAAAGAAGAGAGAAUAAGGAAUGCCAGACAGAAAUUGCAACGCACUGAGGAGAUUUCGAUGGAAGAUGCACCUGAAGCUGAUCAGGGAAUAGCACAGAUUGAACGUGAUCGUAACGCUGCUGGAUCAUCGGCAUUGAAUCGUAGUCGAUCGAUGAAUCGACAGAGAUUGGUGGCCCAUUCGACGGCUAUGGAGAGUAUUCAAGCAGUUGAUGAGACAAUCGAUGACGAAGAAGAUGUGCCGCAGGGAGGAAUUCCAGCACGUAGUGAAAACGAUGAACGAUUGCUCCUCUAUAUUGGUAUUAUCGAUAUUUUACAAUCGUAUCGACUGAAAAAGAAGCUUGAACACACAUUUAAAAGUAUAAUUUACGACGGAGACACAGUCUCUGUAUGUCGACCAUCAUUCUACGCACAACGGUUUCAGGAUUUUAUGAGUAAAACUGUUUUCAAAAAGACGCCCACAUUUCCACUAAAGCAUUCCCCAUCCAAGCGAAAAACCAGUAGCGUCAGUAAUAAUAUAAUGAUGAUGCCACGAAUGUCAUUGCGAACUAAUUCUUUAACUGGAAGUAGUGGUGGAUCUAGUUCGGGAGCUAUUCCAAAAGACCGAUAUCGUACUAUUCCAUCGGGAUCAUCGACACCUCCACCAGCUUUUGAUGAUAUCUCUGAAGAGGGAAGUAUUCACACGACCGUCCGACAAUCUAGUGCUAGUAGUGAGACUAAUACACUUCUAAAUGAAGAUGGACGCAGCAGCUACUCCAAUACGCAACAGACAUCGACUUUUGUUGCUACAACUGCUACAUAUGUGGUGGAAGAAGUUGUCAGAUAACUUUAACUCUGACUUGGUAGGCUAAAGAAUCUCUCCUUUACUUAAUGUCGUGUUGAUAUUGCUAUUAUUAUUUUUGUUUUUUUUUUAUUAUUUUAUGUUUAAAAGUAAGAUUUCUUUUUCGAUAAUGAUGAUGAUUUAUUUAAUUUAUUUUUUUUAGACAAAAACAAAAAAAAAAAAAUAGAAAAAAAUUAAAAAAUACUGUGUUGGAAAAAAUGGUAGAUAGUUUUGUUGUGUUUGUGUAUUAUGUCAUAAUGGAAGUAGAAAUUUUGUCAUAAUAUCAUGCUCAUGAUCACCAUAAUCUAACUUUAUUUAUAUUUUUGUUUGGACUUAAUCUCAAAAUGUAUUAUUUGUUUAAUUGAUUAAAAUUAAAUUUUAGUUAAUUAGAAAAAAAGAAACAAAAAAAAAUUUGUUGUAAUUUAAAAAUUUAGUUUAACGUGCCUGCACUAUAAAAAUUGUAUAAAAAAAUAAGAAAGAAAAAAAAAAAAAAACAAACAAACUGGUGAUCAUAUUUCAUUAGAAAAUAUGUUAUGAAAAAAGUUUGAAAGCAAUAGAUGAAAGAAGAUUUAAA